Molecule: messenger RNA, 1296 nt
Organism: Thyridium curvatum
Lineage: Eukaryota; Fungi; Ascomycota; Sordariomycetes; Thyridiales; Thyridiaceae
Exons: 2
Coding region: 1-1296 (431 amino acids)
Biological process (GO): epoxide metabolic process
Molecular function (GO): epoxide hydrolase activity
Source: RefSeq, a predicted model, not a curated record
AUGCUUCAGAGUUCUCUUUUAACGCUUGGUCUUGGGCCAAUCCUGGCUGUUGCUGUGGAGCAGUUUUCGGUGCCAAACGUGGAAGCCAUCUUUGAGACAUCACCGAAGCCAUUUGAGAUCCACGUUGAUCGGCAAUUCAUUGAGGAGACUCGGUUGCGUGUGGAAAAUACCAGGUCACCAGUCUUCCUGAACGCGAUAGGUGACGGACCAAGUGCCGAGAACUUUACCACCAUUCGGGACUUCUGGGCCAAUGAGUAUAGCUGGAACGACACCGAGGCAGCUAUCAAUUCAAAGCUGGAGCAGUACACGACCAUUGUCCAGCCGGUCAUCGAUAACGCAACUUAUCAAGUCCCGCUGCAUUUUGUCCAUCACCGGUCGGACCGUGCCGAUGCCAUCCCACUACUCUUUAUCCACGGCUGGCCAGGUUCUUUCCUCGAAGUCAGCCACAUCAUUGCCAACCUGACACAUCCGCCCAACGCAUCUGUGCCGGCGUUUCAUGUCGUCGCCCCUUCCAUCCCCGGCUUCGGCUUCUCCCCCGCGCCACAAAAAGACGGCUUCGGUCCGGUCGAAGCUGGCCACUCGUUCAACGCGCUCAUGGCACAGCUCGGGUAUCCGAAGUACGUUAUCCAGGGUGGCGACUUCGGUGGCGUCAUCCUGCGUUACCAGUCCCACUUGUUCCCGGACAGUGUCGUCUCUGCGCUCAGCAACUUCUGGAUCAUCCAGCCCAGCGAAAAUGACCUGCGCCUACUCGCCGAGGGCCAGUCGACGCCGGACGAGGUCGCCUACAUCAAGAUUCUCGAGACUUACAUCAAUCAAGCCUCUGGUUACCGUGUGAUACAGUCCACAGAGCCUCUGACGCUGGCCUACGGUAUGACCGACUCGCCGCUCGGCAACGCCCUAUGGAUGUACUCCCUGAUGAACAAGAUCAUCGACCCGGCCAUCAUGAGUUGGACACCCAAAGAGAUCAUUACCUGGUCACUCAUGUACUACAUCCAAGGCCCUUAUGGAGGCAUGCGGUUCUACAAGGAGGUAUCUCGGGAUGGUGGCUUCGCCACGUUCGACUUCGGCACGCUGCCGCUCGUUGAGGUGCCCGUCGCAAUCAGCCAGUUUCCCUACGACAUUACGUACCGGAUGCCUCUGGAGUGGGCACAGCGGGGAGGAAAUGUCAAAAAGAGGGUUGUUAAUGACCACGGCGGCCACUUUGCUGCCUACGAGGUGCCCGGUCGUCUGCUGAAUGAUAUUUGGUCGUGGUUUGGGGAUAAGGAAGCCUCCGGGGUCAAGGCCUUUGGGAUCUAA